GGUCUGUGCUUCUGUGAGCGUGUAUGUCAGAGGCGGAAGUCUGCUCUGUUUGUGGCUUUGUAUGCGCUGCUAUACAAAUACAUUACUGCGACGACAAAGGAAGAAUACAUUCAAGCGACAGCACAUUAAUAAUUCCUGCCGGGGUAGAAAUACUGACAUAUAAAGACGAUAAAUAUUCUGUUGAAAAACCAAUUCGACGGUAAACAAACGUACUCGCCGUCCAGAGUGGUUCAGCUGCAGCGCCUAACAGGAACGCUAUCUCCCAAAAAGCUUUGCAUUGUCCUAUGCUUGCGUCAUUAGUGCGACGAAAAUCUGUAUCCAGCUAAACAUAACAAACACAGGUAACGUUAUUUUUUAAACAUAAUUAAAUAAUGGAGUUGGAACAGGCAACAGAAGACUGUGCUCAAACCCAGCCAACACUCACACCUCCCGCUCAGUCAAAGAAGCCCAGUCAGGGUCUGUAUGUGCCCAAGCAACGACUUCAAGGCUCCAAAGAGAAAGCUCAGACUCAGGGAGAAGUAAAACCAAGACCCCGGCCUCGGUACACAGACAAGGCAAAGAAAAACGCCAAGAACAAGAAGGACAAGGCUGGAGGAGCAGCCAGGGAAGCGUCUGUUGGAGGAGAAGAUGGGGGUAAGACAGAGAAUGGGGAUCCUGAUGUGAAGGAAGAGCAGUUACAGGAUACAGAUGUGCCAGUUAAUGGUCAGCCUGACUCCACCAAUGUGGAGGCAGAUGUUACCUCAUGGCUGGAAGAAACAUCCCCCCAGGAAGGGGAAGGGGAAGGGGAAGAGGAGAGUUGGGACACCUUGUUCAAUGAUGAUGGAGAUUGUCUGGAACCACACCUACUUAAGGAGCUCUCUUUGAAGGAAGGUAGAAAGAAGAAGUCAAACCAGGACCCCAGGUUUGAUUACUAUAACAUGGACCGAGAUGACGAGGACGACAUCGACCUCACCGAGGACGAACUCGCUCACAUUGUAGAGAUCUACGACUUCCCUGCAGAGUUUAAGACGGAGGACCUCCUCAAGUUAUUUCAGUGCUACCAAGAGAGAGGCUUUGACAUCAAAUGGAUUGAUGACUCCCAUGCCCUGGGCCUCUUCUCAAGCCCCAUAGCAGCUCGUGAAGCUUUAAGAUCCAGACAUCCACUGAUGAAGUUGCGACCUCUUUCCAAAUCCUCCUCUGCCAUAAAGGCCCAAGCUCGUAGCUGCUCAGACUACCUUCUGCCUGCUAAAGAGAGACCUCAGACCAGUGCAGCACUGGCUCGAAAGCUUGUGAUCGGUGCCCUCGGUAUAAAAAGCAACCAGACGAAGGAUCAGCGUGAGUCCGAGAGGAAGAAGCUGCAGGAGGCGAGAGAACAAAAGCACCUGGCAGCCAAACAGAAGGAAGAUGCUUGGGAGGGAAAGUGACUGAACAGAAAACCACUGUUUUAUUUCAGUUUUCUUUUUAGAUUCCUUGAUUCGGCAGAGGCUAAAGUCUCCUCAGUCUCUUCUUCUGCUCUGUUUUUGUCAACUGACCGCUCCUUCCUACCACCGUACUUCCCAGAAAUGUAGUCCCACCACUUUUUUCCUUCUUUGCGCCACUGUCCUUUAUUAAUUGUUACUGCCGGUCUCAUCAUCCACUGUUUGUUUGCAUGCCGUGUUACAUCAGAUGAGAGGGUCCUACUAUAGUUCUCCCACCUUUUUAUGUUUAUAGUUUGUCCAUGCAGGGACUGCUGCCUCUGUGCCAUGGCCCGGGCUAACACAACCGACUCACCAGGGUUUUCUUUUAUAUUUCGUAAGAUUGUAACCACCGUCUGUUGUGAAGCACCCAGUCUAACCAUUUGUCUUACCCAACUGACUAGAUCUAAGGUCUCAUGUUUGUCUUUAUAUGGAUUUUUUAUGUUUUUAAAGAUGACCUAAGUAAAUCCACCUGUAAAUGUGAGGGAAGCUAAGUUUUCUGUUGAAGGUCCCGUAAUAUUAAAUUCAAUCAUGGUGAUCACUAUACUAUAUAUAUGAAGACAUUGUUGAGGACCUGUUAGCUCGUCUUAUUAAACAUUUCUGAGAAGUGAAAAGCCUUCAAAUAAGUUUCAUGGCUGUUCUGUCUGUUGAAUCCUAGGCUUAUGUAUUUUGUUGUGUGCUCGUCUUUACACAUUUUCAACGAGAGGAGUCUUGUUGUCCAAGAAAAACUGAUACAGUUCAUUCUGUUCAUACAUUCUGAAGAACACAUUUCAAUCAAAUAAGCUUUUAGUUGACCGACAGAUUUUGUCUUCAUCUCACUAGCCAGUUAAAAAAAGGAAAAAGUAUUUUUGGGUUUGUUUUUGGGGAAAAAAAUUGUGAACACUCAGACUUUAGACUAGAGGAACCCCACCUUGUCCAUGUGUAAUGUGUCUGUCCAAUAGUUGAGGCAAAAAUCUUUGCAGGCCAAAAAAAUGGUCCUUUAUAAUAAUUUACCUUCUUAAGACAUUGUGAAUUUUAUCUGGUGCUAGUAUAUUUGAAAGCUAUAUCCUAAACAAUAAGUAGUAUUAGCUCUUAACAUGGCUGCACAUUUCACAGAACUAGGCUCAGCAUACUAUUGAGUAGAUUUUAAUUCACCAAGCUGAAAUAUUUUCGUGAAAUAAGUUGUUGAUUAGGGGAAGUUCAACUCCAGUUUCUGUGAUAUGUCGCCCCUCCGUUUUAAGUAUUACUUGUUCGAUUGAUACGAUUUUGCAACACCAGGUUCUAAUCACAACUCUUUCAAACUGCUUUAGAUUAAAAAAAAAAAAAGUGGGGUUGUCAAUCUCAACAUGCUGUUUUUCUUUGUUCCUGGAAAAUUGAGAUUUUGGGCAUUUUACUUAGAGAGAGACAACGUUUCCCAGUUCAUAGUCAUGUUUAAUAAUUCAGCUUCCUGAAACACGCAUCCAGGCUCAGGAGACUUUUGGGAGCGCUGGAGGCAGCUGCCUCCUCUGAGGCUUCACCCAGCGUAACGCUGCGUCUCUUUCACCUCCUCAGACAAAGAGCUGCACAUUUAUUUGUUCUUAUGCAAAUUAUUUUAACUUAAUAUCAACUUCAAAAUAAAAUGUGCUGCUAACUUGUGGCCUCACUAUCUGCUAGUUGUUAGUGGAUGAUAUGUUAACAUAGUAAUACGACAGGUGGUGUCAAACGUGUUAAAACAUGUUGCCUGCAAACAUAGAUUUAUUAAAAUAAUUGUGAAAUUCAACUCUACCAAUACUAUAUAUCCACACAUCAGUGCAGUCCAUUACUGCUGUAAGGAAACCAGUUUGUGUAACAGUUUGGCUCAUUGGCUGUGGACGACUGAGACACAGUGCCACGUGGCUCAUAGUGGGCUAAUUAAAGUGCUGCAGCCUCAGAAGAGGCAACCAUUACUUGUUCAGUUUUUGUGUUCAUUUCUUUUAAAUCAGUACGUCACAAUGAGCGUGACAUAAAUAUUCACACUAUUCAAAUACAAUCUCUGCAGGUAUUAAUCUUUUUCCAAAGUGUCCUUCUUUCCAAAGAUGUAUUUGCAUUAGGAGUGAUGGUUUUAUGUUGUUUGUUGUCAGCAGCACAUCAUACAUACUCAUACAUUGUUAAUUUGUUGUAUGGUUGUUAAAAAUGUAUUCGACAGCAUGUGUUUUAAGGGUUUUGGGGAUUAGAGAAAUACUAUUUUAUUUAAUGGGGAAGGUGUUAAAAAAGACAACUGUAUCUUGUAGUUUUUAUUUAUGCCUGCAUUAUGUAAUAAUUUAUGUAAACUUUUCCAGGAAGUGAACAUAAUGAGAUGUAAAUGAUAAUAUGCCAAAACGUUUUUUUAAUUAAAUUUUAAAUGUGAAUUUUACUAUAUACUACUUUACUUUAUUAUGACAUUCAACAAUAAAUGGUCGUAUAGUUUGA
Perca flavescens (yellow perch) is the source of this 3839-nucleotide messenger RNA. RefSeq names its product R3H domain and coiled-coil containing 1-like (gene r3hcc1l). The transcript is spliced from 7 exons. The record is from RefSeq and is a predicted model, not a curated record. The coding region runs from base 372 to 1403 and encodes 343 amino acids. NCBI's taxonomy places the organism in Eukaryota, Metazoa, Chordata, Actinopteri, Perciformes, Percidae.